AUGACAGACAAGGUUGCCGUCGCUUCUCCUUGGCAGAUCGCCUACAGACAGACUCACUUACCUGAUUGUGGUGCGGCAAACGUACCGUGCAAAGCCGGUCUCGCUGAUUUUCUCGCAGCCGUUGACCCUGCUGAAGGACGACAACGUCCAGUAUCUGCUGCUGGCGCUCGUGUUCCGGGUGUUUUCCGCGCGCAGCGGAAACUCCUCGACGCUGUAUCCGUUUGCGGUGUUUGCGUUUUUCCACUGUCUGAGCUACGUGAACACGAACGUGAUUGGCUUUGUGCCUUUCUUCACCAAAGACCAGAAAGCCCGCUACAAGGCCGCAAUCGGCCACUUUCUGAAGACGUACAACGAGCAGUCGCUUCUCGUUGCCGCCCACAUGGAGGUGCUGCUUGUCACGACGUACGUGCUGCCGCUGGCGAAAAUGGUGAUUUUCUUGCAGCUGCUGCGUCCGGCGUAUUUUGUGCGAAACCUGCAGACUCUGGCACUGGUGGCCGCCCUGGUGGUGUUCAACAAGCUCAGAUUCGACCAGUCCAAGUACACGCGGGCCCUGGUGACGCAGUACGACGCGCGCCUCGUCCAGACGCUCUCGCUGCCGGUGGUGCCGCCCGCGGUGCGAAACACGGUGUUUGCUCUGCGCAACACCCUCGUCCACUCUUUGGCCAAGAUCCGCCUGCCGCGAAAGUGAGAGCAGUAGUCUGUGUACAUUACACCUCGCACCAGCACCAUCAGGCCGUAAAUCGAAACAGAUUUAAUUCUCUUGUCUCCAUGGUAUCGUACCUCAACAUCCCCUCGAACGAGGAUCCGAGCACGUACGUGUCGUUCCCGCCGUGCGCGCACCUGUCGCGGGUGCUGGCGUCGGCCGACGGCGAGGCCGUGCUGAAAACAUACAACACCGCCAUGAAAAUCUGCCUCCUAGCAAUGCCUGUCCACGAGGACAGGGCGUAUCUUGCCCAGGACGGCACGAAAGUGCACCACGAGGAGCUGGUGCGGCUGCGGGCGCAGAUCGUGCGCUGCGGUAGCUGCCACGCGGCAUCCAACGUUUUCAUGUGUCUGGAGUGCUCGUUUGUCGGGUGUUAUCGACACCGCCACGCGAGCGAGCACGCCAGCGCCCACAACCACGCAUUUGGCAUCAGCCCGCACUCCGGCGACCUCAUCUGCUGGCCGUGCGAGAGCUUUGUGAGCGAUCCGUCGCUCGAGCGCAUCAGGAUUAACCAGAUCAUCCACUCGAAAAAGGUUGCCAACUUCCCCGGGAUGCCCAUCUUCCAGCACGAGCACGACGCGGAAAAGCAGCGGCAGAUCGUCGCGGGGUCGCGUGCGCCGUGUUUCCGCGCGUCCACGGGGCUCAAGGGCUUUGUCAACAUGGGGUCCACCUGUUUCAUGAGCUCUGUUCUGCAGACGCUGAUCCACAACCCCUUCAUCAGAGACUACUUUCUGGCCGGAAACCACGGCGACUGCAGCAGGAUGGGCGCCGAGUGCCUGUCGUGCUCUGUGGCCGACAUUUUCCAGGACUUCUAUUCGUCGCCGAGCGCUGCCGGCUACGGCCCCGUCUCGCUGCUCACCGCCGCCUGGAAGGUGAAGCGGUCGCUGGCCGGGUACUCCGAGCAGGACGCGCACGAGUUCUGGCAGUUUCUGCUCCACCAGCUGCAUAAGAACGACACCAAGAAGUCCAAGGCCUACAAGGAACACACCCCGGCCCCGGAGGACCAGCAGUCCCCGGCGCAUGGCUCGUGCAACUGCAUCAUCCACCGCACGUUUGCCGGCGAGCUGCAGUCCUCCAUCAGGUGCAAGGACUGCCGCAACACAACCGUCACCGUCGACCCGAUGCUCGACCUGUCGCUAGAGAUCCAGGAAAAGCACACAGACGGCUCCAAGACCGCCAUCCCGAGCCUGGAAGCCUGUCUCGACGUGUUCACCAAGCCAGAGCAGCUGGACGCGACCUACAGCUGCUCCUCGUGCCACAAACAGACAAAAGUCACCAAACAGCUCAAAAUAAAGAAACUGCCGCGGACGCUCGGCAUCCAGCUCAAGCGGUUCGAGCAUCUCGCGACGUCCACGAAGGUGGACACACACGUGCAGAUCCCGCUUUUCCUCAACAUGUCCGACUACGUGCUGGCCAGCAGCAGGCCGCAUUACGGCCAGAACCUGUACGAGCUGUUUGCCGUCGUGUGCCACAUAGGGUCGGCCAGCACGGGCCACUACAUCUGCAUGGUCAAGGCGCGCUCGGGCGCGUGGUUCAUGUUCAACGACGCUACGGUGACCAAGGUGUCGCAGCAGGACGUUCUCAACUCGCGUGCUUACCUUCUCUAUUACAUAAUCCACGAGAUGGCCUAG
Messenger RNA from Ogataea haglerorum, 2334 nucleotides. RefSeq lists its product as uncharacterized. The record is from RefSeq and is a predicted model, not a curated record. Lineage: Eukaryota; Fungi; Ascomycota; Pichiomycetes; Pichiales; Pichiaceae. The transcript has 2 exons. Gene Ontology annotation, molecular function: zinc ion binding; cysteine-type deubiquitinase activity. Gene Ontology annotation, biological process: protein deubiquitination. Bases 1 to 2334 code for a protein of 777 amino acids.